CUCCCUCUCUCUCUCUCUCUCUGUCAUUGCAUCCAUUUUUGUGCAUUUAAGAAACCUCCAAGAAUUGCCCACCUGGAUGAAGGCGAGCUAUAACCAGAGUGACGGACCCGAGGGUUAAGGACCGAAAAACUAAAACGAGGACGGACCGGACAUCUUUUAUUCCAACAUGCGAGUAAAGCCCCUCUAAAGGAUGGCAGCGAUGGGUUAGACAGGAUUUAACAUGACUGCAAAAUAAGAGCCACUGUGUGUAAAAGAUGUCUGCUCCACACGGGCCCCGCGGCGGCCCUGGCCCCGCCGCCGCUGCUCCCUCAGCGGCCGGCGCCAUGCCGGAGAUGCCGGACCUCAGCCACCUCACCGAGGAGGAGAGGAAGAUCAUCCUCGGCGUCAUGGACCGACAGAAGAAGGAGGAAGCGAAGGAACAGUCGAUGUUGAAGAUCAAAGAAGAACCAAAGCCUCAGCCGGCACAGUGGUUUCCCUUUAGUGGGAUCACUGAGCUGGUAAAUAACGUUCUUCAGCCCCAGCAAAAGUCCCAAAAUGACAAGGAGCCAGAGCCAGACGCGAAGUUGCACCAGCAGUUUGAAUCAUAUAAGGACCAGGUUAAGAAGAUGGGGGAGGAGUCUAAGCCGGUUCAGGACCAGAAGAGCGAAGCUCCGACCUGUGGGAUUUGCCACAAAACCAAGUUUGCUGACGGCUGUGGCCACCUCUGUUCAUAUUGCCAAACGAAAUUCUGUGCUCGGUGCGGAGGACGAGUGUCUCUGCGGUCAAAUAAGGAGGACAAAGUGGUUAUGUGGGUAUGCAACUUGUGCCGAAAACAACAAGAAAUCCUCACCAAAUCAGGGGCGUGGUUCUACGGCUCGGGGCCUGGUCAGGUGCGGGGCGUGUUUGAGGGUGGGCCACAGGGGAAGAAGGCCAAACUGCAGGACCCGUCCCUGUACCCAUACCAGGGAGCCUCAGGGGACUUGACACCAGCGUCAGACAGAAGCAGACCUCACGGCGGGCUCCUGCCCAGACAGGCGUCCCUCGACAACGGUUCGGGGCUAAGGUACUCGGGACCCGGCGACGCACCCAUAGACAGGAAACGAAGCCCAUCUGCAUCCAGGGAUCCAAACCAAAAAUACGACCAAAGGGAGGGGGGCGACCACUCACAGUAUGCCCCGACGGACGGCGGCAUGCCCAGAUCACCGUCUGACUAUGGGGAUGGGGACCCUCGGCGGGCUCCGCGGGGCCCACACAUGUACCCAGAUGUGGAUGCGGCAAGGAUGGGUUACCGGGACCGGCGGGGGCCCGGGCGCUGGCACUCGCAGGAAUACCCGCUCGACCAGGAGCUAGACGGACCGCCCAGCGAGUAUGACCUCCAGCGGCAACGUCAGGAGGAGUUCCAGGCGCGCUACCGCAGCGACCCAAACCUGGCGCGCUAUCCCGUCAAGCCGCAGCCCUACGAGGAGCAGAUGAGGAUGCACGCCGAAGUGGGCCGGUUGAGGCACGAGCGCCGCCACAGCGAUGUCUCCCUGGCCUACACGGAGCAGGAUGACCCCGGCCCCAUCCGGCUUUCCCGUCAACAUCUCACCGAGCGCCGGCCGCCUAUGGUGGGACAACGCUCCUACUCUGUCGACCGAUCCUCCCCAGGGCCCAUGGGUCCCGGCCUCGGAGGCCACAGAACCUCCAACCACAGCCCCCCAACACCACACCGCAGCCCCGUGCUGGGCGACCGGUCGGGGGAUCUGCGAAGAGGAGACCUGGGCGGGGAUCCCAUGAGGAGGCAGCAGCACCACUUGGACCCUAGUUCGGCUGUCCGCAAGACCAAGAGGGAGAAGAUGGAGAGCAUGUUGAGGAAUGACUCUCUUAGCUCAGACCAGUCGGAGUCAGUGCGUCCGCCACCCCCCAAACCUCACAAAACCAAAAAAGGAGGGAAGAUGCGGCAGGUGUCACUGAGCAGCUCGGAGGAGGAGCUGGCCACCACGCCAGAGUACACCAGCUGUGAGGAUGUGGAGAUAGAGAGUGAGUCAGUCAGCGAAAAAGGGGACAGUCAAAGGGGAAAAAGAAAAACUAAUGAGCAGGCAUUUAUGUCCGAGCCGACACACACCUUAUCUGAGAGGCAAAAGAAAAUGGUGCGCUUUGGGGGACACUCAUUUGAAGAGGACUUGGCAUGGUGUGAGCCGCAGGUUAAAGACUCGGGAGUUGAUACGUGCAGUAGCACUACCCUAAACGAGGAGCAUAGCCAUAGUGAGAAGCACCCGGUGACGUGGCAGCCGUCCAAAGAUGGGGAUCGCCUAAUAGGGCGUAUUUUGCUCAACAAGCGCAUGAAAGAUGGAAGUGUGCCUCGAGACUCAGGAGCUCUGCUUGGUCUGAAGGUGGUGGGAGGCAAAAUGACAGAAUCUGGUAGACUUUGCGCUUUCAUCACUAAAGUGAGGAAAGGAAGUCUAGCAGACACUGUCGGACACCUCAGACCAGGUGACCAAGUGCUGGAGUGGAAUGGGAAGCUUUUACAAGGAGCCACGUUUAAAGAAGUUUACAAUAUCAUACUAGAGUCCAAGCCUGAGCCGCAGGUGGAGCUGGUGGUCUCGCGGCCCAUAGGAGAUAUUCCAAGGAUACCAGACAGCACACAUGCACAACUGGAAUCAAGCUCGAGUUCUUUUGAGUCUCAGAAGAUGGAUCGCCCGUCCAUCUCUGUCACGUCUCCCAUGAGUCCCAGCAUGCUGAGGGAUGCUCCCCAGUACCUGUCAGGACAACUAUCAAGCCAAAGCCUUAGUAGAAGAACAACGCCUUUUGCCCCUAGGGUCCAGGUCAAACUGUGGUAUGACAAAGUGGGGCAUCAGCUAAUCGUCACCAUUCUGGGCGCCAAAGACCUGCCACCCAGGGAAGACGGCCGGCCCAGGAACCCAUACGUCAAAAUCUACUUCCUCCCUGACAGAAGUUUGAAUUAUUGUUCCUCCAGCGACAAAAGCAAGAGGAGAACAAAAACAGUAAAGAAAUCCUUAGAGCCCAAAUGGAACCAGACCUUUAUGUAUUCGCCGGUGCACCGGCGGGAGUUUCGAGAGCGCAUGCUGGAGAUCACGUUGUGGGACCAAGCCCGGGUGAGGGAGGAGGAGAGCGAAUUCCUGGGAGAGAUCCUGAUCGAGCUGGAGACAGCUCUUCUGGACGACGAGCCGCACUGGUACAAGCUACAAACACACGACGUGUCGUCCAUCCCACUCCCACGUGCCUCCCCGAACGCACAGCGCAGGCAGCUCCACGGAGAGAGUCCAACGCGGCGGCUGCAGAACAAAGGCUCAUAUUCAUACAACUCAGGAUCCCAGAGGAUAAGUGACAGUGAGAUCUCAGACUACGAUUGUGAAGAUGGUGUUGGGGUAAUAACAGACUACCGGACAAAUGGCAGAGACUUCCAGAGUUCCACGUUGUCUGUCCCUGAGCAGGUCAUGUCUUCUAACCACUGUUCUCGAUCAGCUGAUAUCAAUAGAGCGCGGUCGCGCUCGCCCAGCGUUCCCCCACCCUCCAGCCGCAACCAUCGUGUGUACCCGAUCUGCCGGGAGGAAGCAGUCAGGUUACUGCGUUCCACUAGGAUGGCUCGCGCCUAUUCAGAAGGCGCCUACUCCUCCGACUUUGACUAUGAGAGGAACCACGGAGCCAUGGAUAGACACGAGUAUCACAGCAGGUCCCGCUCCGCAGACCAGCGGCCCACUAUAGAGCGCCCCACGUCCCGCUCGCGCUCCACUGAACGCCCCCACGACUCUUCGCUCAUGAGGUCCAUGCCAUCUCUGCCAUCUGGGAGGUCCGCCCCCCCUUCACCUGCCUUGACGAGGGCACAUCCUCGUAGCGGAUCAGUCCAGACUAGUCCCACCGGCACGCCUAUGUCCAGUAGACGAGGUCGGCAACUCCCACAGCUUCCACCCACAGGGAAGGACAGAAAAGAUGGAGACGAAGGAACAGAGCCUUGUGAAGGUAUAGACAUGGAGGAGAGGACCAGACAGAUGAAACUAAAGAUGAACAAGUACAAGCAGGGGGCCGGCUCCGACUCCAGACUGGAGCAAGACUAUCAUAAGCGGCCGGGCAGAGAUCCACGGGGCUCCGACAACUUGUCGGCCAAGUCGUCGGACAGCGAUGUAAGCGACGUGUCCGCUGUGUCGAGAACCAGUAGCGCCUCUCGGUUCAGCAGCACGAGCUACAUGUCUGUCCAGUCAGAAAGGCCGCAAGGAAACCGCAAGAUCCGCCAGUUGCGGUCAAGGAGCCAGUCUCGGGAGGGGGAGGAGCAGUUAGGAGAGGUGCAGGAGGAGGAGGAGGCAGGAGAGAAAGAGAAGGGGGCCAGCAAUGGGGGGAAGCUGCAGGGAGGGAGGAAGAGUUCAGGGGGGAAGGUAGAGAAGGAGCAUGAGGAGGAUUUGAUGGAGAAAGAAGAGGACUUGCACCAAAGGAGUAUCUCAGAGACUGACCUCAGGCAGAUGGGCUCAUCGGGCGGGGUGAACAUGACCAAGAGCACAAGCAUCAGCGGCGACAUGUGCAACCUGGAGAAGACGGACGGCAGCCAGUCGGACACGGCGGUUGGCACGGUAGGCACUGACGACAAGAAGAGGCGCUCCAGCAUUGGUGCCAAAAUGCAGGCCAUGGUUGGCAUGUCGCGCAAGAGCAGGAGCACCUCUCAGCUCAGCCAAACAGAAGCGGGAGGCAAGAAGUUGCGCAGCACUAUCCAGAGGAGUACGGAGACGGGCCUGGCGGUGGAGAUGAGGAGCAGGAUGACUCGGCAAGCCAGCCGAGAGUCCACAGACGGCAGCAUGAACAGCUACAGCUCCGAGGGAAAUCUCAUCUUCCCCGGAGUGAGGCUCUCCUCAGACGCCCAGUUCAGUGACUUCCUAGAUGGUCUCGGCCCUGCUCAGCUGGUUGGGCGACAGACGCUGGCUACUCCGCCUAUGGGGGACAUCCAGAUUGGCAUGGUGGAUAAGAAAGGAGCGCUGGAGGUGGAAGUCAUCAGAGCCCGUGGCCUUGUGGGAAAACCAGGUUCCAAGGCACUGCCAGCACCAUAUGUAAAGGUCUACCUUUUGGAAAAUGGAGUCUGCAUAGCCAAAAAGAAAACUAAAGUAGCGAGAAAAACCUUGGAUCCUCUUUACCAGCAGCAACUGCCGUUUGAGGAGAGUCCUGGAGGGAAGGUUUUACAGGUUAUUGUUUGGGGCGACUACGGACGCAUGGACCAUAAAUCAUUCAUGGGAGCAGUUCAGAUACUGUUAGACGAGCUGGACCUGUCCAACAUGGUGAUUGGCUGGUUCAAGCUCUUUCCUCCGUCCUCAUUGGUGGAUCCUACACUGGCCCCACUGACAAGAAGAGCUUCCCAAUCCUCACUGGACAGUUUCUCUCGAUCAUAGCAGCGUGUGGACUGAUAGCGUUGUUGUAGCAGCCAGUGUUGCGAUUUACAGGUCACGCCCCCCGGUUACACUGCAUGCUUGAUGUUGUGUCUUCUGAGCCUGUUUCUAGGGGUGCAAACGUGAUCCUGUGUUUUGAGCAAAAACGUCGCACACAUUGUGCACAUGGCGAUGCGUGUCGCAAGCGCCUGGCGGCAGGGAUUGCCGGGUGUUAUUGUUGUUUGGAGGAAGCCGGAAUGAACUCCUUAGCACGAGGAAUCUGUAAGUUCCAGGUUUUCAUCCAAUUCGAAGCCAUGGGGGUCAGCACUGGGAACCACUUAACGUGUUCUACAGGAACCCUUUUCGAAUUUCAAAAAAAAAAAACAAAAAAAAACGUGUUGUUUUGAUUUUUUUUUUCGUUUGUUUGUUUUCAUUUGUUUUGUUUUAUUAUUUCUUUCAAUGUCAGUGUACUUGUAUCUGAAGGGGGUGACAGUGUUUCUAACCAGAUGCUUGGUCACGCCACGCCAACAGACCGAGCUGUGUAGAUGGAGUUUUGGAGACCAUCACUUUGGAUGAGGUGUGUCCCAGCUUGUAUCCACACUCCCCCAAAAACACAAAAAAGAGAUGCCCCGCAUACGCUACCCGCACUGGUAAACCAACACAAAGAUUAGUUAAUCAGAGGCAAUACCGAAGUGGCUACCAUCAACACUCCAAAAUACACAGCAACGACUCAAACCCCAAGAUGUGCAAUCUUACCAUCAUUCUCUCUCUGUUGAUAUAUUGUAUGAAAAUUAAAUGAGAAAAAAUAUUUUUUCCUUUUUAGUUCAUUUGCAUGGACAUAAAUUUAGCUGAAUAAAAAAAAAAGAAGAAGAAAACAGAAAAUUAUUUUCUUGAGGCUGCAACUUGCAAAAAAAAAAAAGAGAAAAAUAAAUAAAACAAAUCAGCCAUUUUCAACAAUUUAUAUUAUUUUUAAAGAUAAAUUUCACUAGUGCAUGGUUUUGAAGGGGAGUGAAUGCAACGUCGUGAUUGAAAAGAAAAAAAUACAUUGUUUGUCAUUCUUUAGACCAUUCAUGGGUCUGUGUUUUGCAGACGUGCAGAUAAGGGAAACAUAACGGAAACUUUUGGAGUUAUUUAACAGAAAAUGUUUAUGUGACAAAAAGUGAUAAUGAAAAUAAAUGUAAAUGAUUUAUUUCAUUGUAAAAAGGCUCAGGCCUUAUAAAGAUAAACAUUAUGUGCAAAUUGUACAUGUUUCUCUUUUUCUUCCUCGUCCCAGGGUACUUCUCAUUGUACUAUUCAUUGCUACCAUUGUUCAGUCCCCUGAUAACGUACGGAUUUUAGGACUGUUGGUUAUUUUACACUUCUGUAUUGUUUCAGUCUGUAUUUUAUUUUGAAUUUGAUUUGUUUAACAAGCAUGUUGAAAAGGAUUUUCUGCAACAUGGCUUGGGCACACCUUACAGUAACUCAGCAUGUUUUGAUAAAGAUGAUAUUUGGAAUUUUUGCAGUUUCUUGUACAGUGCAUGUCAACUUCAUUACGUUUCUCCCUCACCUUAAAUUGAGCUCUACAGCAAAUUAGUUCUUGGUCUUCCAGGGCCAGUUAUUGAAGUUUUAACAAAACAUUCCACCCCCCCAAAGUCAUAUUUUCUUUCAGGUUUUUGAGGAAAAAAAUAAUAAAAAAAUGACAAGGAAAUUUUUUAUAUUUAAUCGAGGCUGGCGAAACAGUUGUGAUUGCAAGUGUAUUUUAUUUCAGUAUUGUUGACAAACAUGCAAAAAUCAUCUGUACUGGUACAGUAAGAGGUCUAUACCUAAUCAAGAGGCAGCGAACAUGCAAGAGAUGUGUGUUGCUGUGAUUCAAUUUUUCAGGCACUGUUUGUGAAGAUGAGCUAAUCGUAAGUUCAAAUAAUAAGGGAUAUUGCCACAGAAAAUGUUUCGUUUUUCUUGUUUUAAUGAAAAUGAAAUUAAUUUACUAUAUUUUUGUUAGUUUUAUUUAAAAGCCAAGACCAGUUUAUUUUUUAUUUUCUAUUUUUAGUAAUUAUAAGUACUUCUCAUGUCUGGGAAGUAAAUGAAUCUUAUAGUUGCAGUAUGUCUGAAUGAAAUUGAACUGAGGCAUUGUUCCUUUUCCACGUCAAGAUAAUGCAUUUUAAUGUCCAAAAAGAAAACCUUGUCGCUGUAACAGGCUACAGUAUAUAUUUUCAUUUUGAUUUUCAUUGUACAUACGUUUAGAUGUCAAACUUUGAAUAAACAGGCUACCAUGAAUAGAUUGAUAGACUCCGCUGGAACAGGAAAAAUGCCUCAUAAUGACAAAGACAUAUGUUAUUUAUCCUUUUGAAUGCCUUUUAAUUUUCUCUUUUUGGUGCAAUGUGUUAAUGCCAAGGCUAUGUCUUGGUUAAGUAUGGUUGAGUACAGAGAUUUAUGUAAGUUAUUUUUCAAAUUAAAAAUAAAAAAUUGAUAUUACACUGA
Mugil cephalus (flathead mullet) is the source of this 7781-nucleotide messenger RNA. It is a transcript of the gene rims2a, whose product is annotated as regulating synaptic membrane exocytosis 2a. Gene Ontology annotation, molecular function: small GTPase binding; transmembrane transporter binding. The coding region runs from base 255 to 5348 and encodes 1697 amino acids. The record is from RefSeq and is a predicted model, not a curated record. Gene Ontology annotation, cellular component: presynaptic membrane; cytoskeleton of presynaptic active zone. Lineage: Eukaryota; Metazoa; Chordata; Actinopteri; Mugiliformes; Mugilidae. Gene Ontology annotation, biological process: regulation of membrane potential; calcium ion-regulated exocytosis of neurotransmitter; positive regulation of synaptic transmission. The transcript has 34 exons.